AUGCUCUACACCGAAGAGAGACCCAAAGCCAAAAAAGCCUCAAGCCUCGUCGCCGGGAGCAGCCACCACCGGACCCCAUUCAGGCCGGAAAGAGGUCCGGUGGUGGCGGCUCCCGCCGGCUGUUCCUUUGGCCAUCUGUGUAAGUCCAAGAGAAUUCGGGUCCAGACUAGUUCUGAUCUUUGUGAUCUUCACAUCGUGUACAUGGGUGGUCGGCCACAAGAACACGCAUUCGCGGCAAACAACCAUUACACGAUGCUGCACAAAUCACUCGGAAGUGCCUCAUCAGCCAAAGAGUCGCUAGUGUACAGUUACUGGAGAAGUUUUAACGGCUUCGCAGCCAGGCUGACAGAGGCGGAAGCUGCAGGGAUUUCGGAAAUGGAAGGAGUGAUCUCGGUAAAACCAAGCCGUAAAUACAAGCUUCACACGACCAGGUCGUGGGACUUCAUGAAUCUCACCGUGAACGAACUUGGACCUUCCACCAACUCGGAUGUCAUCAUUGGCUUUCUCGAUUCUGGAGUCUGGCCCGAGCACCCGAGUUUCAAUGACAAAGGUUUCGGCCCUCCGCCGGCCAAAUGGAACGGUACCUGCACAACCCAGAACUUCACCUGCAAUAACAAGAUUAUCGGGGCCCGCUACUACAACAGCGACGAUCUCUACCUUGAUGGGGACAUCCCGUCCCCACGGGACACUGAUGGUCAUGGGACCCACACGGCAUCCACUGCCUCAGGCGUCCAGGUGGAAGGAGCAAGUUAUUUCGGACUGGGCAACGGCACGGCCAGGGGCAUGCCCAACUCGAGGAUCGCGGUCUACAAAGUCUGUUGGAUGAUUGGGUGUGACUCAGCUAACAUGCUCAAGGCCUUUGACGACGCCAUAGCCGAUGGAGUCGACAUCAUCUCGAUCUCGUUUGGAGGUGGCUGGCCGCUUCACUACUUUGACGACUUGAUAGCUAUUGGGUCCUUCCACGCCAUGACGCAUGGGAUCUUGACAUUGGGCUCGGCUGGAAAUUCGGGCACGGACCCCGCAAGUGUCACGAAUUUCGCGCCGUGGAUGCUCACGGUGGCUGCCAGCUCGAUAGACAGAAAAUUUACUUCCAGAAUGGAACUAGGAAAUGGUGAAGUCUAUACCGGAAUUGCUAUCAACACCUUUGAUCUCAAUGAGACUUCAUAUCCAUUGAUGUGGGGGGGAGAUGCAGCAAACUACACGGGUGGUUAUAAUAGGGACAUAGCUAAAUCCUGCAUACAUGGUGCCAUGAACGCCAACAGAGUGUCAGGAAAAAUUGUUUACUGCGAAAGCUUGGGGGAUGGUUCAGGAAUUCUGAACGCCAAUGGUGCCGGGCUCAUCAUGGCCGAUGUACUUUCAUUCGACCAAGAUGUGGCCUUCAGCUGGCCAUUGCCAACGACGUUCAUCAGCCCACAAGAAGGAAACAGAGUUCUCGAGUACAUUAGAACCACAGACAACCCAGUAGCAACCAUUUUCUACAGUGAUGAAUGGAAAGACGUCAUGGCUCCAGUUGUUGCUUCGUUUUCUUCCAGAGGGCCCAACCCACUCUCCCCUGACAUUCUUAAGCCUGAUUUGACAGCACCUGGAGUGAACAUUCUAGCCGGGUGGUCCCCCUCAGUCUCAUCUUCAAUCUAUGAUGGUGACAAAAGAAGCACGCUAUUCAAUAUCCUAUCAGGCACGUCCAUGUCAUGCCCUCACGUCAGUGGUGCUGCCGCCUACGUUAAAUCUGUUCAUCCCGACUGGUCACCUGCAGCCAUAAAGUCAGCCCUAAUGACAACAGCUUCCGUCAUGGACCCAAAAAAACACGAAGAUCUCGAAUUCGCAUAUGGAUCGGGCCACAUCGACCCCGUCGCAGCACUUGAUCCGGGACUUGUGUUCAACGCAUCGGAAGUCGACUACAUCGACUUCCUGUGUGAACACGGCUACAACACCACCACCCUAAGGCGAAUCACGGGGGACAAAAGCACUUGUGCGGGCACAAGGGCCCGGGAUCUCAACUACCCCUCGUUCUCUUUAUACGUCCAAGAUGGCCAAACCAUCAAGAAAACCUUCACCAGAAAGGUGACGAAUGUUUGCAAGUCAAACUCAACCUACACCGCCAGCUGGCACGUACCUGCAUCAUCCAUCAUUGUCACGGUCAAGCCGUCCAUUCUCACCUUCUCGGAUUAUGGGGAAACCAAUACAUUCACGGUCAGCGUCUCGGGUCCCGCCAUCUCGCAGAAGCCGAUCGUGUCGGGAGCAGUCAUGUGGACAGACGGGACCCACGUGGUGAGGGUUCCACUCGUGGUCUAUAACUACAUCCAGGGUACUCCUAACAAUCUCGGGGUAGCUCAGUCCAUGAAGGUACCGGCCCGCCAAAAGUCCUCGAUUUAUCAGAAGGUUGAAGAAAAAGGGAAGCAGUUGAAGUCCCAUGGGUGA
Messenger RNA from Striga hermonthica, 2418 nucleotides. The record is from the annotation of a GenBank genome assembly. Lineage: Eukaryota; Viridiplantae; Streptophyta; Magnoliopsida; Lamiales; Orobanchaceae.